Ascochyta rabiei is the source of this 1668-nucleotide messenger RNA. RefSeq lists its product as uncharacterized. The record is from RefSeq and is a predicted model, not a curated record. NCBI's taxonomy places the organism in Eukaryota, Fungi, Ascomycota, Dothideomycetes, Pleosporales, Didymellaceae. Bases 1 to 1668 code for a protein of 555 amino acids. The transcript has 3 exons.
AUGUCUCCGCAGAUCCCGAGUCCGGACUUUACCACUCUCCCCACAGACCUCAAGACGCUGGUCGUCGACCAUAUCAGCCGUCCCACCGACCUCAAGAGCUUGUGCCUCACCUCCAAGCAGCUCCGCGAAAUCACCGUCCGCCGCCUGUACCGCCAAGUCACCAUCGACGUCGGCUCCAGCAAAGACACGCGCCUUGGCGCCUUCCUCAACCCCAAAAACAUCGGCCUGCCACACAUCCGCAAGCUCGACUUGUACCUGACAGAGGUGCUCGACAAAUGCAACCAGAUACACCAGGCCAACUUCGCUGUCCGCAUGAUCCUGGAGCUGCUGCCCGAGAACAUACUCGACAAAUUCUCGUGGCAUCCCUGGUCGCCCUUCUCCGCCGACAACCUGGUCCUGCUGUACAAGAAGCAGAAGCGUCUGAAGUGGGCAGAAAGCAUCGCCCUCGACAGACAUGUACUGGACCAACUACAGAAGAUUCCAGGCUUCAAGGAGCAAUUCGCCAAUGUUCGCAAGAUUGGCCUAUACCCAGACUCUCGAGAGGUCCUCGAAUACUGCCAUUUCAUCCUGAAGCACACGUCCAAUCUCGAUAAGAUCACAUUGCAUGCAAGUUUCGAGGACAGUGACGUCCCAAUACCAGACAGAGAACUCAACGACUCGUCCACUGGCCCUGGUCUCAUCACGUCCACCAUAUUUAGCCACAUGCAACCAUUUGCAAAGUGCACGCCUCUUGCGCUCAAGGAGAUUACACUGCAGAAACUUGGCCUGCGGUAUGCAGCAGACACCUACUGUAAACUCAUCGACUUCCGCACCGUCAAAAGCAUUCGCACCUUCACUUGUACUGGCACCGAUGCCUUGUUCGCCGAGUUGAGCAAGAGCACCAAAUUGCCGCAGAAGCUAGACACCUUGGAGGUCAAACUCGCAGACAAUCCCGAAAACGAUGGUCUGGGCGCCUUGGAUGGCUUCCUGUGCCUCGUUUCCGGCAUCAAGGUCCUCACACUGGACUACUCGGGUGUGAACAGCCUGCCUGCCUCUGCCGGCAUUGUGAGACACGGCAAGACGCUCAUUCAGUUGAGCAUUCACGCCUCAAGGGCGCCUGAAGAAUGUGACGAUGAGCUGGUGUACGACUAUGCCUCGUUCUCGCAGAUUUGCAAGGACUGCACGUUGAUCGAACAGCUCUCUGCAGCAUUUCCUAAAGUAAGCGUCGUCCGACCCAAGAGCGAAAGCUUUGCCAACUUCGAGAACUGCCUCGGUGACCUUCCCAGUCUCGUGACGCUCAACGUUACCACCUGGCCUACAACACAUCCGUCGUCGAGUAAACUCCCCCGCAAGAUUUACGAACAUCUCCUUGCAGGCCUCGCACAACAAGGUUUUGAGACCAGCGCCAAACACGCAAAAGCUCAGGGCCGUAGCUCCAAACUUGCCAUUGUUGCGUUCGGUGCCUCAGAUCGCGUGUACGACCGCGAAGACAGCGAGAACCAGAUCAUCUUCGUCAAGGGACGGCAAACAGAUCCAUUGGGCAACGAAAAAAGCACGGCGGUACAGAUUGGUUGGUGUCUGAGGAAAUUUAUAGAUGCGGGCGCCAAGAGCGAUGUCCUUGACUUCUCGUUGAGCCAUACGUGCAGACCACCGACAGAAGAUCCACCAAGUAGCGAAGAUUCUGAUUAG